UCUGACUUCUUCCCUCGAGACACGACCUUGAUGUGUACCAAUGCAUGGCGCUCUCUGGAAUCAGUCUUGUCUGGCGACACCGCAUCGCAAAAGCACUUUCACCAACACCGCAUAACCCAGAUUCAAAAAGUGUCUUGAGAUCCCAUCCUGCCACCCACAACCGCCCUGCUGCCCACGACAAGCCAAGCCAACCAUUCCACAAAACAUCAUGAACAACGAGACUACGCCACCAUCCCCAUCACCGCCGCCCAAAUCCUCAAGACCCCGAGAAGCCAUCUGUACAAACGAUGCCCUCACACCACCCUCCUCCAACCAUCAAAAUCACCCUCCCGCCAGACGCUCAACUCGCCAAUCUCCAACAUGUCCCCACCACAUCACCCGUAACCAUAUUCUCUCUAUGUCGCGACCUAUCGCCCGGCGAAACGCUGGCGAUUCAUCUUCCCAACACAGAAGGAAAACAGAAUAAAGAUUUUGUGGCUUUGUUUCAUUUAUUGGGGACUCUGACAUCUGUGGGUGGAGAGGUUUUUAUUGUGGAAGUGGAAGUGGAUGUGGAGGGGUUAGUAAGGGAAAAGGGGAGGAGGGUGGGGAGUAAGGAUAAGGUUGGUGUCAAAGAGCUUUGUCGUGAUACAGAAAAGGGAGAAGUAGUAGGCGUAUAUAGGGAUAGGACUAGAAGAGAAUGUAAGGAGGAUUUUGUAGGCGUUUUCUACAUGUUUUAAUAAGCAGGGAUUUUAGAGCAUAGGUUCUACAAGCUAUAAUUUAAGAAGAAUGCGUAAGAUGG
Molecule: messenger RNA, 778 nt
Organism: Aureobasidium pullulans EXF-150
Lineage: Eukaryota; Fungi; Ascomycota; Dothideomycetes; Dothideales; Saccotheciaceae
Exons: 2
Coding region: 288-716 (142 amino acids)
Source: RefSeq, a predicted model, not a curated record